GAUUAUUAUUAUUGAAUGCUGAUUGGCAACAGGUUAAAGAAUGGAUUAUUGAAAGAGCUGGCAAAGAAAUAAAGGUAGACAACGUGAACGGAGUGUUAAAAUCUUUUCUAGUUGAACCAUUUAUUCCUCACCCUUCACAUACUGAAUAUUAUAUAAAUAUUAAUUCCGUACGUGACGGGGAUUAUAUUUUGUUUACUCAUGAAGGUGGUAUCGAAGUUGGUGAUGUUGACGCAAAAGCAUUGAAGCUAUUGGUUCCUGUUGAUCAAGAUUAUCCUUCAUCUCAAGAAAUCAAGGAAAAAUUGCUCGUUAAUGUUCCUGAGGCCAAAAAAGAUGCAUUGAUCCACUUUAUUUCCCGUCUAUAUGCUGUAUUUGUAGAUUUACACUUCACGUAUCUUGAAAUCAAUCCAUUGGUUGUAUUAGAUACUGUAUCUGACGAUGAAACCCCAGUAAUAUAUUAUUUGGACUUGGCAGCGAAAUUAGAUCAAACUGCAGAAUUUGAAGCUGGUCCAAAAUGGGCAAUUGCUCGAGCUUCACAAAAUACUGGAAUUUUUGUUGGUCACGAGACAACAACAAAAACUCAUGCGGAUCAAGGUCCACCCAUGGAAUUUCCUGCACCUUUUGGUCGAGAGUUGACUAAGGAGGAAGCAAACAUACAAGAGUUGGACGCAAAAACAGGAGCUUCUUUGAAAUUGACAGUUCUAAACAAAGAUGGAAGAAUAUGGACCAUGGUUGCUGGUGGUGGUGCUUCAGUAGUCUACAGCGAUGCAAUUGCCGCAUUAGGAUUCGCACAUGAGCUCGCUAAUUAUGGUGAAUAUUCGGGUGCUCCAACUGAGACUCAAACUUAUGAAUAUGCGAAGACAAUACUUGAUUUAAUGACUCGUAAUCCUAUACCACAUCCGGAAGGGAAA
Molecule: messenger RNA, 908 nt
Organism: Dentiscutata erythropus
Lineage: Eukaryota; Fungi; Glomeromycota; Glomeromycetes; Diversisporales; Gigasporaceae
Source: the annotation of a GenBank genome assembly